Messenger RNA from Dipodomys spectabilis (banner-tailed kangaroo rat), 1098 nucleotides. Its product is annotated as MTRF1L release factor glutamine methyltransferase-like. Gene Ontology annotation, cellular component: mitochondrion. Bases 1 to 1098 code for a protein of 365 amino acids. The record is from RefSeq and is a predicted model, not a curated record. Gene Ontology annotation, molecular function: methyltransferase activity. Lineage: Eukaryota; Metazoa; Chordata; Mammalia; Rodentia; Heteromyidae. The transcript is spliced from 9 exons.
AUGGAUGGAUUCCGGGAAGAAGAUCUAUGGCAAAGAGCAGAAGCAGCAGGUGCCACAGAGCUGGUUAGUGGCUGGACAGCAGUUUUUGAGAAGAUAGGCUUCCCAGAGGCCCUGGAAUCCAGUGAGUACACCAUGGCUCACAUCCUUGCAACCAAAACAUUUCAGAGCCUAAAGACAAUACGUAGGAGCAAGCCACUGUCCCCUCAGCAACUUCAUGACAUCCAGGAUCUGAGUGGUCGCCAACUUCAGAGGAUGCCUGUGCAGUACAUCCUUGGGUACUGGAACUUUUGCUGGCUCAAUCUGAAGAUUACACCCCCAGUGUUCAUUCCUCGAGUAGAGACAGAGGAACUGGUUGAAUGGGUGCUGGAGGAGGUAGCCCAGCAUCCCCAUGUGGCUGGAACCCAAGGUGGCCCUCUCAUUCUGAAGGUGGGCUGUGGGUCAGGAGUUGUUUUGCUCAGCCUGUUGAAGCAGCUUCAUGAGAGCCAAGUCAUUGCUGUGGAUAAGAACGAAGCCUCCAUCAGACUGACCCAGAACAAUGCUCAAAGGCUUAGGCUGCAGGACAGAAUUCGGAUCAUCCCCCUGGAUGUGACCUUUGAGGGGAGCUGGACACUCCUUUUGCCGUGGGCACCCGUGGAUCCAGUUAUCAGCAACCCUCCCAACGUCUUCCACCGGGAUAUGGAGCAGCUGGACCCAGAAAUCCUCAGAGGAAAGUGUCUGGAUUUACCAUUCCAGCAACAGGCUCUCAGAUGCUCAUGCAGGGUGAAGAGGGGAGAAUGGGUUGAAAUGAUGACUUCCUUCUGUGUUUCCCUGGCGGUGCUGAAAACCAGACCCAGAGCUUCUGGGCUUCAGGUAAACAAGCAGUGGAUAGAGUCUCCCUUCUCAAGAGAUGAAAUCUUCAUGAAAAGUGCCCAGAGGACACUACAGUUUCCACUGCUUUUUUACUUCCACGCAGUGCACAGAGCACACGAGCAAAUGCUGGAGGGCACAGGUAUGCCUGACUCACCACCCUUCAAGAGAGUCAAAAAAGAUGAACACAGUGGCAGGGGACCUGUUCCUCAGCAGAAAGCCUUGCAAGGUUCUGAACAUCACCCUAAGUGA